This is a messenger RNA of Homo sapiens (human), 3680 nucleotides long. It is a transcript of the gene SIGLEC6, whose product is annotated as sialic acid binding Ig like lectin 6. The coding region runs from base 23 to 1417 and encodes 464 amino acids. The transcript has 8 exons. The record is from RefSeq and is a predicted model, not a curated record. NCBI's taxonomy places the organism in Eukaryota, Metazoa, Chordata, Mammalia, Primates, Hominidae. Gene Ontology annotation, cellular component: plasma membrane; extracellular region.
ACUCCCUUCCCCUUCUCUGCUCAUGCAGGGAGCCCAGGAAGCCUCCGCCUCAGAGAUGCUACCGCUGCUGCUGCCCCUGCUGUGGGCAGGGGCCCUGGCUCAGGAGCGGAGAUUCCAGCUGGAGGGGCCAGAGUCACUGACGGUGCAGGAGGGUCUGUGCGUCCUCGUACCCUGCAGAUUGCCCACUACCCUUCCAGCCUCGUACUAUGGUUAUGGCUACUGGUUCCUGGAAGGGGCUGAUGUUCCAGUGGCCACAAACGACCCAGACGAAGAAGUGCAGGAGGAGACCCGGGGCCGAUUCCACCUCCUCUGGGAUCCCAGAAGGAAGAACUGCUCCCUGAGCAUCAGAGAUGCCCGGAGGAGGGACAAUGCUGCAUACUUCUUUCGGUUGAAGUCCAAAUGGAUGAAAUACGGUUAUACAUCUUCCAAGCUCUCUGUGCGUGUGAUGGCCCUGACCCACAGGCCCAACAUCUCCAUCCCAGGGACCCUGGAGUCUGGCCAUCCCAGCAAUCUGACCUGCUCUGUGCCCUGGGUCUGUGAGCAGGGGACGCCCCCCAUCUUCUCCUGGAUGUCAGCUGCCCCCACCUCCCUGGGCCCCAGGACCACCCAGUCCUCGGUGCUCACAAUCACCCCACGGCCCCAGGACCACAGCACCAACCUCACCUGUCAGGUGACGUUCCCUGGAGCCGGUGUGACCAUGGAGAGAACCAUCCAGCUCAAUGUCUCCUGGAUGUUGAGGCGGCCACCUCUUUCCACCCCAGAUGCUCCACAGAAAGUGGCCAUCAGCAUCUUCCAAGGAAACAGCGCAGCCUUCAAAAUCCUGCAAAACACCUCGUCCCUCCCUGUCCUGGAGGGCCAGGCUCUGCGGCUGCUCUGUGAUGCUGACGGCAACCCCCCUGCACACCUGAGCUGGUUCCAGGGCUUCCCCGCCCUGAACGCCACCCCCAUCUCCAAUACCGGGGUCCUGGAGCUGCCUCAAGUAGGGUCUGCAGAAGAAGGAGAUUUCACCUGCCGUGCUCAGCAUCCUCUGGGCUCCCUGCAAAUCUCUCUGAGUCUCUUUGUGCAUUGGAAACCAGAAGGCAGGGCUGGUGGUGUCCUGGGAGCAGUCUGGGGAGCUAGCAUCACAACCCUGGUUUUCCUCUGUGUUUGCUUCAUCUUCAGAGUGAAGACUAGAAGGAAGAAAGCAGCCCAGCCAGUGCAAAACACGGAUGAUGUGAACCCCGUCAUGGUCUCAGGCUCCAGGGGUCAUCAGCACCAGUUCCAGACAGGCAUAGUUUCAGACCACCCUGCUGAGGCUGGCCCCAUCUCAGAAGAUGAGCAGGAGCUCCACUACGCUGUCCUACACUUCCACAAGGUGCAACCUCAGGAACCAAAGGUCACCGACACUGAGUACUCAGAAAUCAAGAUACACAAGUGAGGAAUUGUCCAAAGCCAUAACCUUGAUUGGAGAGAACAUGGUACCUCUCAGUGUAUUGGUUACUAGGGCUGCCACAGCAAUGUACCACAAACCGAGUGACAUAAACACAGAACUUUAUUUUCGUAUAGUUUCAGAUGUUAGAGGUCUGAGAACAAGGUGUUAUCAGGGUUGGUCCCUUCUAAGGCCUCUCUUGUUGGCUUGUAGAUGGCUGUCUCCUCCUUGUGUCUUCACAUGGUCUUUCCUCUGAGUGUGUUUGUGUCCUAAUCUUCUCUUCUUAUAAAGACACUAGUCAUAUUGGAUUAGGGCCUCCCCAUGACCUAAUUUAAAUAAAUUAACUAUUUAAAGACCCUCCAAAUACAGUAACCUUCUGAGAUAUUGAGAUUUAGGACUUCCAACAUAUGAAUUUUAGAAGGGAACAAUUUAGCCCAUAACACUGUGUCCAAUUCUUUUAAAAUUAAUGUUUUUGUUGUAAAUGGACUAUAUAAAUACCUUCGUAUAUAUGGCAGACCACAGGACUUCUGUCCAAGAGAACUGAGUUCAACUCCAUCUAUGCCAGCUAUUGAGCAAGUCGCUUUAUGUCCCUGCUCUGUAAGGCAGGGAAAUAAUUUCCAUCUAACCAGAUUAUUGUGAAAGGUCAAAGAAAGCAUACAGCUAACAUACAGCUUUGUUAGCUGUAAAACAGCUAACAAAGGCCCUGACACAAAGGUUUUCAUAAAGUCUGUAUAUUUUUGUAAAUGAAUGCCUUGUAUCUGGCUUUGGCUAGCUUUUUUUUUUUUUUUUUUUUUCUGAGAUGGAGUCUUGCUGUAUCUCCCAGGCUGGAGUGCAGUGGUGCGAUCUUGGCUCAGUGCAAGCUUCGCCCCCUGGGUUCACACCAUUCUCCUGCCUCAGCCUCCCAAGUAGCUGGGACUACAGGCACCCACCACCACACCCGGCUAAUUUUUUGUAUUUUUAGUAGAGACGGGGUUUCACCGUGUUAGCCAGGAUGGUCUUGAUCUCCUGACCUCGUGAUCUGCCCUCCUCGGCCUCCCAAAGUGCUGAGAUUACAGGCAUGAGCCACCGCACCCGGCUUUGAUUAGCUGUUUUAACAGACGGUUUCUGCUGGCAAUUUCUUCUAAGGCUGAAAAGGAGUAGGCCCAGAGGCCACAGCACCAGGUGUCUGUGUCACCCCCUGUUCAGAACUCUUCACGACUCCCCAAAAUAAGGUUUCCAUCCAUCAUCUUUCUGCUCAAGGCUCUCUACAUGAUCUUGUCCAUCCAGAUUUCCCCAGAUCAAUUCCUCACCAGUCACCAAUACCCCAUGUCCAUUUCCACAGCUUCCUCUUACAAAUCCCAGUCUCCACUAUUCCAGUGAAAUUGAAGAAAGCAUUUAAUGAAGACCAACUAUUAAGGAAAAUUCUUAAGAGUAGCCAUGAAAAAUAAAAAGAUAGAUUACACUUAAAAGACCACAGUUAGCAGUGGCUCACGCCUGUAAUCCCAGCACUUUGGGAGGCUGAGGUGGGUGGAUCACUGGAGGUCAGGAGUUCGAGACUGGUCUGGCCAACAUGGUGAAACCCCAUCUCUACUAAAAUACAAAAAUUAGCUCGGUGUGGUGGCACUUGCCUGUAAUCCCAGGUACUUCUGCAGGUUGAAGCAGGAGAAUUGCUUGAACCUGGGAGGUGGAGGUUGAAGUGAGCUGAGAUUGCAUCACUGCACUCCAGCCUGGGCAACAGAGCGAGACUCCAACUCAGAAAAAGCAAAACAAAACAAACAAACAAGCAAAAAACCACAAUUAGACUGACAGCUGACUUUUUUAGGAGCAAUAUUGGAAGGCUAAAUGCAAUAGAAAGAUGUCUUUGAUGGCUUAAGAGAAAUAAAUGUUGUUUUAGAAAGCCUACUCAAUGAAAACACAUUUUAAGACUGAAAGUGAAAUAUAGAUAUUUUAAGGAAAACCAAAAUAUGUGAGUGUUAAUAAAGAAAAGAUUUCUCAAAUAAAUUCUAAAACAUAUAAUUCAGGUAUUAGGAAAGUGAUCCCAGAUUAGAUUUUUGAGAUCCAAAAAAAAUGAAAACCUAGGAAAGUAGCAAAUAUGUGAGCAAAAUGAAACAAAUACUUGUUGUAAAAAUGAUGGUUUGUAGAGGGGUCAAACAUCAAAUGUAAUAUUGAAAUACCAAUAUUAUAUAGCCCAGAAACUAUAAUAACAUAAAGUUCAGAAGAGUGUAAAUAGAAUUUAUAUUACAUAAAGUCUUUAUAUUUUUCCAGAGAAAAUUAAAUGUUAUGAUGAAUGUUA